Suillus discolor is the source of this 1275-nucleotide messenger RNA. RefSeq lists its product as uncharacterized. Bases 160 to 1167 code for a protein of 335 amino acids. The record is from RefSeq and is a predicted model, not a curated record. NCBI's taxonomy places the organism in Eukaryota, Fungi, Basidiomycota, Agaricomycetes, Boletales, Suillaceae. The transcript has 17 exons.
CGGUGGACACAUAUGACCGUCAUACGUACUAAUUACAAGUCUCCUUCGUUCAUGCUUCUACCAUCAGCGCUCAGCGUGGAAGGCAUGAUUCUCUCACAGAACAAAUGGCAGUGCAGUUAUUUAAUACGGUGAACUGGUGGACCCGUUCAGUCAGCAACAAUGUCUUCCUCGGCGCAAGAUCCUAUUCCACAACUUGACCUGGGAAACACGUUCGGGGCACUUUUUAUUGGGGUUAUUCUGGCAGCAGUUCUCUUUGGUCUAACCAAUGUUCAAGCUUUCAUCUACUUGCAGGCGCAUAGAAGCACGGGGAUAACAUUUUUCAAGCUGGUUGUUGCCUGGCUUUGGAUAUUUGAUGCUCUGCACCUGGCCCUGACAAUCCAUUGCGUCUACUAUUACUUGGUGACCAACUAUGCGAACUUUGGUGUACUCACGGAAAUCGUAUGGAGUCUCAAACUUCAGUUAGUAAUCAACAUUCUCAUCGUUCCUAUGGUGCAUCUUUUGUAUGUUCAUCGCAUAUGGAAAGUAAGCAAGGGUCGAUCAAGAAUUUUCCCGGUCGUAGCAUUGGGCAUAAUCGUGGCCCUAGGUUCAGGCAUUGCUAUUACCCUUGCGUGGGCGCAAUAUAAGGUCAAAUUCUUCAAGGAUUUGGUUAGCAUCGAGUGGAUGACAUAUCUGUCUUUGGGAACGGCCACUUUUAUCGAUUUUCUCAUCGCAUCAUCGCUAUGCUAUCUUCUUGCCACUUCACGUACUGGGUUCUCUAGCACCGAUUCAUUCAUAACAAAGCUCGUGGGCUAUACCAUCAGUACCGGCUGUCUGACAAGUAUCUGUUCGAUGUCAAUCAUAAUCACAUGUGCUGUGCUGCCGACAACCUUCAUCUUCAUCGGGCUUCAAUUUUUAGUGACCAAGUUAUAUGUCAACUCGUUUAUCGCAUUCUUGAACGCGCGAUACUACAUGCAGGUUAACGCGAUCGUCGAUCCUCCCCAAUUUUAUGAGCGCCACGGCGUCUAUCACCAGGAACUCCACACUAGUGGAUCGCAAGACGAAGAGUUUCACAAAUCCCGAAGGGACCCCAAGGAUGAGGUACUGCAUAUCACGCAACCUAUCCAGGGUAUCAUGCCACAGUCGAUGACAUCGACGAUGGAAAUGAAGUCAUUCUCGUCAUCAGUGUGACAUGUCAACUGUGUGUCUAAUCGAGAGAUGACACUUACAGAAACAUAGGUUGUAUUCUAAAGUAAUCUCAUCUUUGAAGGACGACGCGUCUACAACCACCGGCGGGAA